GUUCCCAUCGAUACUCCACUUCAGUUCCCGGUCCCCCCCGCCCGGUCUCUCUCUAUCAAUAAAUAUGCGUAGUCUCUAGUAGUCGUUUCUCUGGAGAAUCAAUCGAAGUGAACGAGGGUGCAUCUUCCGGCAUAGAUCUAGGGCUUCUUUGCUCCGCAGGUGGGUAAAUGGAGACGACUGCACCAGAGAAUUCACAGCCUUCAUUUUCUUCUAAUGCCCCGGAUCCCCACUCGGAAGAUCCUGAUCAAAAUCUCUUAAAUCAUGGAGAUGAAGGAAAGAAGCAAGAGAUCACUGAUGAAGAAGUUAGAGAAAUAGUGGAAGUCAUUGCAACCACUGGAAAGUUUUGGCAUGAGUGGGACACAUUGAAGAGCUUGCUAUCAUUUCAGCUGAAGCAGGUCCUAUCUGAGUAUCCAGAAGCAAAGAUGGCCAAUGAUCAACAAAGUUCUUUAUUAGGAGAAACACAUGCCGAGUUGGUUAAAAGGUUGGAUGAAGUUCUCCUUAGCUUUGUAGAAGGUCCUCCAUUCACCCUUCAGAGGCUCUGUGAGAUUCUCCUUGCUGCACAGAGCAUAUAUCCGAACCUUUCAAAGCUUGCUCUUGCAUUAGAAAAGAAUUUGUCAGUGACCUCAACUCUAUCCAUGUCUACCGAUCCAUACCCAUCGAUGAAACAAAAGCCGAGUGAACCUGCCAAUGGAAAUGAAGAUCUCCAAGAUCACUCCUAUCCAAUCCAAAAUGGGGUAGAAGGUAACACAGGUGAUGGGGAUGAAGAAAUGGUGGAGGCAGAGGGGGAUGCAGAGGCGGAGGCCGAGGCAGAGGCAGUCGAGGAAGAUAACAAAGACAGUAAUAUGGAGACUACAGGUGAAAUGACGGAUGCAACACAAGAAACAAGCUCUGAUGUAAGCACCAAUUCUGAGCCUUCCACUGAGUCCUCUCCUUUGAGCGAACAGGUCAAUUCUACUGGCUCAUAGACAAAUCCUUCCUAGUCUGGAAAUGAACUAGCCCUCGUCUUUAUUUCUUUGAUUUGGGCUAUAUAUGCCAUGUGUGCUUCGACCAUGGUUUCAUUUCAGUUGGAAAGAGCUGCAAGGAUCACUUGAUCACUUUGGGUUUUGUUGCUCUAAGGGGAAAAUAUGAACAUCGGUCCCGAGAGACCUGAGGUUGGAGUUGUUUUGGAAACCUUUUGGGAUAAGGCUUUAAUGUUCAAUAUAACUACUUGAUACAUGCAUAUACAGCCAAUGUACCAGACUACCAGCACUACCACUUCAACUAUAAGAUCAUCAUAUGAAAUUACUAGGUCAA
This is a messenger RNA of Macadamia integrifolia, 1293 nucleotides long. RefSeq names its product serine/threonine-protein phosphatase 4 regulatory subunit 2. Gene Ontology annotation, molecular function: protein phosphatase regulator activity. The record is from RefSeq and is a predicted model, not a curated record. Gene Ontology annotation, biological process: protein dephosphorylation. NCBI's taxonomy places the organism in Eukaryota, Viridiplantae, Streptophyta, Magnoliopsida, Proteales, Proteaceae. The coding region runs from base 168 to 965 and encodes 265 amino acids. The transcript has 8 exons. Gene Ontology annotation, cellular component: nucleus; cytoplasm; protein phosphatase 4 complex.